Molecule: messenger RNA, 1023 nt
Organism: Plasmodium relictum
Lineage: Eukaryota; Apicomplexa; Aconoidasida; Haemosporida; Plasmodiidae
Product: translation initiation factor EIF-2b alpha subunit, putative
Exons: 4
Coding region: 1-1023 (340 amino acids)
Biological process (GO): translational initiation
Cellular component (GO): eukaryotic translation initiation factor 2B complex
Molecular function (GO): translation initiation factor activity; guanyl-nucleotide exchange factor activity
Source: RefSeq, a predicted model, not a curated record
AUGAAUUACUGUAAUAUGAAAAGAGAUUUAUUUGAAGAACAUGAAGUUGUUCGUAGUUUCAAGAAACAUUAUUUUGAAGAGGAAGAUGAAAUGCAUAUAGCUGCAAUAAAAUCAAUAGCAGAUGUUAUAAAAAGUAAUAUAUCGGAAACAAAUUUUGAAUUAUUUAUUAAUUUAAACGAAGCUAAAGAUACCUUAAAUAAUUUUAUAAAAAAUAAUGAUGCACAAAAUCAUAUUAUAUCGAUGCCCCAUUCUAAAAGAAUGACUAUUUACACAAUUGUUUCUUCUUGUGAUAUUUAUCAUCAUUUUGUAGUUAAAAAAUAUACACACAGUGAAAAUAAUUUCAUUAAUUUAAAAAAUACAUUAGCAAUUAACGCAAAUGAAUUUCCAAAAAACUUAGAAAAAAGCUUAGACAUAAUUGGUAGCACUAGUAACAUAAUGUUUACUGAUAGAAAAACGACAAUUUUAACGCAUAGCAAUUCUAAAUGCGUAAAAAAUUUAUUAAUAAAUGUUAUAAAAAAUCAAAAUAAACAAGUUUUUGUUUAUUUUACUUGCCCAGAAAAUUUUUAUAAUGAUUAUAGUGAAAAAGAUAAGCAGUUUGAUGACAUGUUCAUAAAAGAUUUAAGAAAAGAAAAUAUUAUUGUAACAAAAAUAAAUUUACAAAAAGUUAAAAAUAUAUUUAAUACAAUUGAUUUCGUAGUAAUAGGAACAGAACUAGUAAUAGAUAAUGGUGGAAUAAUAAGUAAAAAAGGAAUUAGACUAUUAUCUCAAUUAUGUUCAUUAAAUAAAAAACCAUUUUAUGUUGCAUGUGAGGCAUAUAAAUUUUUAAAGAUUGAUAAAAUUAAAUAUGCUAAAGACUUCUAUGAAUAUUGCACACAAACUGUAUAUAAUGAAAAUAAUUAUUUAUAUGAAUAUGUUCCUCAUCAUUUAAUUACACUUUUUUAUACUGAUAUAGGUAUUUUUUCUCCAUCGGCUAUUUCAUUUGAACUGAAUAAAUUAUAUAUAAAUGAUGCUUUUCAAUUUUAA